GCGCGCGGAGCGGAGCGGAAGUGCCGGAGUUGCCGCCCGCCGCUGCCGCCGCCGCGCGCGCGGGGGAAAGUUGGUCUCCCUCAGGGCGGCGGCGGGGGCGGCCGGGCCGGGCCGCGCUCCUUCCUUCCCUCUUCCCUCCCUUUUCCUUCCUUCCCUGCCUUCCUCCUCCGUCUCCUCCUCCUCCUCCCCGGCGGCGGCUCCGAUGCGGCGGAAGCAGAAGCGGCUGCUGCAGGCGGUGGGGCUGGCGCUGGUCGCCCUCGUCUUCUUGCCCAACGUGGGGCUCUGGUCCCUCUACCGCGAACGGCAGCUGGAGGGCGGCGGGGCGGCCGGCGGGGAGGGGGCUGCCGCCGCCGCCGCCGCUGCUGCCGCGGGGCCGCCGGGGGUAGCGGCUGGCGAAGCGCCGGCAUCAUAUGUGAGGCAAAAGAAAGACCCUUACUUUGGUGUCGGACAAAGGAAAAAGGACUGGCAUAACAAAGAAGCUAUAAGGAGAGACUCUGAGCGUGUAGGAAAUGGAGAACAGGGAAAACCUUACCCAAUGACUGAUGCAGAGCGAGUGGACCAGGCAUACAGAGAAAAUGGCUUUAAUAUCUUUGUGAGUGAUAAAAUUUCUCUGAAUCGUUCCCUUCCAGACAUCAGACAUCCAAACUGCAAGAAUAAGCUGUACCUGGAGAAGCUUCCGAACACUAGUGUGAUAAUACCGUUCCACAACGAAGGAUGGUCCUCUCUCCUCCGGACAGUGCACAGUGUCUUAAACCGCUCCCCUCCUGAGCUGAUAGCAGAGAUAGUGCUGGUGGAUGACUUCAGUGACAGAGAACACUUGAAGAAACGCCUGGAAGAUUAUAUGGCCCAGUUCCCAAAUGUAAGAAUCCUCCGAACCAAAAAGAGAGAAGGGCUGAUAAGAACUCGAAUGUUGGGGGCCUCUGUGGCGAUAGGGGACGUCAUCACCUUCUUGGAUUCCCAUUGCGAGGCCAAUGUAAACUGGCUGCCACCUCUGCUAGAUCGCAUUGCCCGAAACCGCAAGACUAUCGUUUGCCCUAUGAUUGAUGUUAUUGAUCAUGACCACUUUGGAUAUGAGACUCAGGCUGGAGACGCAAUGCGAGGUGCAUUUGACUGGGAGAUGUAUUACAAGAGGAUCCCUAUUCCUCCUGAGUUACAGAAACUUGAUCCCAGUGAUCCCUUUGAGUCUCCUGUAAUGGCUGGAGGACUGUUUGCAGUCGAUAGAAAGUGGUUCUGGGAGCUGGGAGGGUAUGAUGCAGGUCUGGAGAUAUGGGGAGGAGAGCAGUAUGAAAUAUCCUUUAAGGUAUGGAUGUGUGGGGGUCGCAUGGAGGACAUCCCUUGCUCUAGAGUUGGUCAUAUCUACAGAAAAUAUGUUCCGUACAAGGUUCCAACAGGAGUCAGCCUGGCAAGAAACUUGAAGCGGGUGGCUGAGGUGUGGAUGGACGAAUAUGCAGAGUACAUAUACCAGCGUAGACCAGAGUACCGGCAUCUUUCUGCAGGGGAUGUCGCAGCUCAGAAGGAACUUCGCAACAAUCUCAACUGCAAAAGCUUCAAGUGGUUCAUGAAUGAGGUCGCGUGGGACUUGCCAAAGUUUUACCCACCAGUGGAACCUCCAGCAGCUGCCUGGGGAGAGAUACGCAAUGUAGGAACUGGACUGUGUGUGGAUACUAAGCAUGGAGCCCUGGGAUCCCCACUGAGGCUGGAAAAUUGUGUGAAGGACAGAGGAGAGGCAGCGUGGAACAACGUGCAGGUAUUCACAUUCAGCUGGAGAGAAGACAUCCGUCCCGGGGAUCCUCAGCACACCAAGAAGUUUUGUUUUGAUGCCAUUUCCCACAUCAGCCCUGUGACCCUCUAUGACUGUCAUGGAAUGAAGGGGAACCAGCUCUGGAGAUACCGACAAGACAAGACCCUCUACCAUCCAGUAAGUGGCAGCUGUAUGGACUGCAGUGAGAGUGACCGAAAGAUCUUUAUGAAUAGCUGCAAUCCUUCAUCUCCAACACAGCAGUGGAUAUUUGAACACACAAACUCAACCGUCUUGGAAAAAUUUAACAGAAAUCUUGAUCUUUAAAAGACUGAGAAAAUAUAUAUAUAUAUAUAUAUUUUACAAUUAUAGUUUUUACUGGGGAGGGUUACAAAAAAUUUUUUUAAGAAUACUUUUUUUUAAACAGUUAAUGAAGGUAAAAGGGAGAAUCUCAGGAGAAGGUUAACUAGCAGGCCAAUCUUUAUUGCAAAGAUGCUGCAUCCUUCUCUUCUGUGGAUGGUGGAAUUUUAAAGGCUUUGCCAGAGCCACUUCUUUGCUGAGACUGAACGGAAACUCUGUUUUUAGAGGAGUCUGAAUGCGAUUCAAACUGCUUUUUUUUUUUUUGCUUUGUUUUGGUUUAUUUCCCAGCUGGGUCUGGUGUUAAAUGAUUUUGUUAUCCAGGACCCUCUAGGACUUUUUGUAGCGGCUAUACUACCCGCUGAAGCAUUCCCACAUAGGUGCUUUAUCUUCCAAAGUCCAUAUAAGUAAAAUCUUGAACACAAGAUUUAAUCCUGUGAUCAAAAAAAAAAAGAAAAAAGGCCAUCAAAAUGUAAAAUGAAAUGAUUUUUUUUUUUUGCCCUAAACUAAAAUAUAUUUCAAACAGGUUGAGUAUUAUUACUUUCCAAAUCAUAGCUCUGAUAAAGGAAUGAGCUCUAGUGGAGGUGCAGCCAAGCGUUAGGAAUAUCGCUGUAGUUAUUAGCGAUGAGGAAUCUGGAUUUCUGGUCCAUUCACUUUGCAGUCAGUUUGUCACUCACUGUUGAAUCUUCAAGGUGAAAGAUUAACAGAGGGUUUUUAAGUAAGCACAGUUCUUACAGGUGAAGAUUUUUGCUAAGAGCCUUUGGAUAUCAGGUUCCAAAUUUGCCCCUUAUUCAGAAUCUUUUUAGCACAGACACCUCUAGGGUUUCUCAGAGUUAAAUCUACUACAUGAAUGCAACUUCCAUUUUUCCUUUAGAGGUUUGAAGGCUAACUUAAUUCACAGUUGGUGUGAGCAGAUUAAUUCAGGAUAAUUAAGUCAGGGCUGAGAUUAGCCAUUGGUCUUUAUCCAUUUGUUCAUCAGUCUGUAGUUUGUUGCAGUCAUGAGUCUUGUGGUCAGUAGUGUUCUAGGCUUGUGGGAAUGUGCUGUUAAUCUCUCCUGUUUUCCCAACACGCACAGCACUGUAAAGUUUACUGUGACUGGAAAUCUGUUUGCUUAAGCAGAGAUGUGGGGUUGAUGGGCCCAUUUCACUGGUACCCUGUCCCUUGUGUAGUCAGUUAGCAGUGCGCAAGGUAUUACCCUUCUGGUUUGGCUGCAGGAUCUGCCAGACAGUGAACCAGAACUGUCUCAUCCCAGGAGCUGGAAAAAAGUACUGACACUGAAGGAUGAAUAGAGGACCAUUGGUUUCAAGUCUGUCUGAAGCAAGUGUUUAAAAAAAACCCACCCUGGUUUAAAAUGAAGUUGUUGCAAAAACAGAUUUACUAGUUCAGCCGACUUAGUCUUAUACUGAAGACAGCAGUGGCAUUUUCUAGUAAAAGCUGUGAAUGAUGGUGCAAUUAACUUUUUGCAAAGAUGCUGUGUAAAUCAAUAAAACUAGCCCUUUGCUAGUAAUUGCCCAGCUCCGCAGUUUGUCCAGCUGCCCAUGCAGGAAUGUUGCAAGAAUAGGUAGUGUGCAGCCAGCUCUGGGAGUGAAAGGCUGAAACACUCAGGGUAGGAGUGGGGCAACCCUCUGGGACUCUUGAUAAGUACGAUUAACGGACUUCCCCUCCUUGGAGGGGCAGGGAAGCUCUGCUCUGGGGUGUCUUUCUGUCAUGUGAAGGCAAGGAGAUUUUUGCCUAGUGUCAAGAAACAAGCAGGCUGGCUCCCUCUGCAGAGCUCCAGAAGUAAGAAACCUUUUCUGAUGUUGCCAAUUGCAGGAUCAUUGCCCAUGUUUCAGAUGUCUUUGAGGCCAUGUAGUGCUGUGUCCGUCAACUGGGAGCAAACUAGGACACAACUAUCUGUCUCUCAAGCUCUCAAGUCUGAAGUAUUGACUGUGAGGCUCAAAGUCAUUUCCACCUCUCUCGUCCUCACAGCUGAGGCCAUGUCUGACCUCUUCUGCCAACUUACCUGGUACGUGCAGUCACGAAGCAAGGGAAGCACGGGCACUGCAUUACAGCUGGGACCGAGCUUGCCGAAUGUGUUGGUGUCUAACAUUUUUGGAGUGAAGAAAGAAAAAAAGCUUUAGGCUUUCCUUGUGACAGUUUUGCAGCAGUGUUGCUACGGAAGUGAGCCCAGCAUCAGACAGAGUUGGCAUCUUAUGUUCUCAGUAACUACAAUAUGUCUGUCAUUAGGAUCCCUUUUCAUUUCUCUGGGAGACAGAACCACCUUCCAGUGCUUUGUGUCUGACUUGCUUCCCUUAAGUUAUUAAUGCUGUCAUUAGUCUAGUAGUGCUGACUGUGGAUCACUAGAUGGCCUGACUAGAUGUCUUUAUGAAUGUUUUAAUACCUGUGGAACAAGAAGCUGUUUGUCCAUGAACAGUGCUAGUUUUUUAAAAUUGGGACACAAUCAGCAAAUUAUAUAAAUGGAUGGUAGGUCAUUCUGCUUGCAGCUUGCAACUUUGUGUGUCUUAGUUUUCUAAUGAGAGGAUUAGCUUCUGUUUCUAAAAUGCAUGGCUUGCUUUGUACUUGGGCUCACCUUGUGAAGAGAGCCCUAGCUGCUUGGCUGCUGGAUGCUUGUUUCAGAGAGAACUGCAGUAAUGAACGGGUCUUUUACCACUUAGUGAUCUUAAUGUGGAGAGAAAGGACAGCUCUUAGCAGUUUGCACCAAAAGAUUAAGUAAUUGUUGAGGCAAUUCCUGUUUGACAACCGACCACCAGUACCUGGAAACUGGAGCUUUAGUGUGAGCAGUCCUACUGGGUCAUCUUCGUCAGGGUUGAUCUGAUCUGUUUUCUGAAGGUUUGGGAUCUGAGUGUGAUAAGUGCCUCACAAAUUCUGUACACUUCUGACUGGCUCGCUGGGCUUUGAGCUAUUAAUUUAUUUACAUCAAUUAUACUUUUCAAUACCCUAGAGGCUUUGCUGACUAAUGAGGAGACUUAAUAUAGCCAACCAUCCACUGAUUGAGAAAUAGAAGCUGUAUUUCGUCAUCUACAUCUUUAAUUGAGCCUUUGCUGGGCAAUCUGGUUAAUUAUUCCAAUUACUUUUGGUUAUUUGUAAGCAAAAUUGCUAAAGCAUGAAUACAUAAGCAAAUCUUCACAUCUGCAUGCAAGUUAAGACUGGAGAUUAAAUACCAGUGAUUAUCUAAUGCAAAAUAAAUGUUUUCAUAUUUUUUUCCCCAGAAGUAUUCAAACACCCCUCUCUCCAUGGCUGCAUAAAUUCUAAUGCUUUUAAGUAUCAGAAUCCCAGACAACAGGGGGAUCCCUGGAUGUGUGUUAUGUCACAUAAUAAUACUUUGAUUUGCUCUUGAAGCUGUUGUUGAUUUAUACUGGUGCUAAUCUCUAAGGCCUACAAACAGAGUGAUAGGUUUGGGGCUCUUAUGUGUGCAAGGUGUGUUUUUUCAUGCCUGGGAAAUUAACUUUCUUUUCCACACCAUAAUAGAAGAACAUGUGAGCCUUACUGAAAGGGGAAUACAGCAUCAUUAAAAUAAAGAUGUGCCUUUUUAAAUGUAAAUGUACAGCAAAUGCUUAAACUUGAACCAUUUCCCAGUGCCUUGCUGGACAAGAGAGAAGAGGGGAAGGGGUUGGGAGAUAAGGAUGCAAGAGAAAGCUUGACUCGUGCAGUGUUUGUGUGUGUUUUUUAAAAUGUCUGACUUUAAGUGCAAAAUCUGUGUGAACGACAGUAAUUCAGAAGUUCCUGGGUUUCCUCUGUUAAAUUGAUACCAUUAAUGACUCCGGGGGGUGGGGUGGGGGUGUCACUCCUAAUUGGAAGACUUGGAAAGGAUGGCAGCUUCCUCUUGGUACACUGUAACAACUAAAGCUAGACCAGAGGAUGUCUUGGUUAGCUGUUGGAUGUUUCACCUCAUGGUGAAGGCUCAGGCAUUUCACUGGCAUGCAAGGUCCUGCAUUUUAUUUUCUAAGUGUCCAAAUCAGAAAUCACAAAUGAUCCCAAAGGCAUAUAAAAUCUGUAGCAGAAGUGUCUUUCAGAAAGUCGAUGCCUUCCAUCACUGGGAAACUUUUAAAGGGUAUGUUCAAAUCUCUAAUACAGAAGUAGCAAGAAAGCAAUUUCUCAGCUUAACUUUCUUCCUGGUUUGUUUUACAGUACUCUAUGCACAGGGCUUUGCUUUCCUUUACUGGAGAGUUCCAUUCAGCAGACUUUCCUCCUCCCUGCUGCACUGAGACAUCAAUGUACUGAAAGUCAAACAGGCACCACCAGCAACCAGCAUUGCGAGAACACAGUGCUCGCGUAGCUACUGUAGGAUCAUUAUAGUAGCUAUGCUGGCUUACAUCACUGGGGGGAGAGGAGAGAGAUCUCCUAAAAGUCGUAUUGGGCAAUUGUGUAACUGCUGGGUAAAAAGCUUUCAUUUUAAAUUGUCUUUCAAGAUAUGGACAGACACUUGAAUGGUUUUGACUGGAGAGAACAGACAGCCUCUAGCAGUCAGCCCAUCAUGCUUUCAGUCAAAAGAGCCCUGGUAAAGUUAUGUCUGAAACAGUCUGGCUCUGCUAGCACAAGGGAUUCAAGUGUCCCUUGCAUCCCACAUCCACUCCCAGCUGCUGCGGUUCCUGUUCUUCCUCACCUACUGUAUUUCUAACCACUUGCAACAAAGGAGCCUGGUGGUGCCUAAGUCGGUCCUUAUCUGACAAGUGGCAAUCUAGGUUUCUAUUUUAACAAUCAUUUAGUAUGAAAAGCUUCUUAAACAGUUAGUUAGCAAACUGUUGCCAAAAUAGUGAGUAGCUUCAGGUUAAUGUCAGAGUCUGGGGGGGUAGGAUUAAAAGGUCUUUCACAGGAUACAGAGCAAAAGGGGAGCUGGACUGGGAGUCAGGAGCAGACUGGGUACUGCUCCCGGUCUACCAGUGGCCUAUUGAUCUUAAGCAAGGAAAGCCUGUGUGCUGCAGUUUCCCAACCUGUGUAAGAUUUAGCUUUAAGUGCUUUAUUUGCUGACCUAAUGAGUCCAUAUUUUAAAACCAGCUGCAAGUCCUCACCUGGCUCAGUGGAGAGGAGAGAUGCAAUGGAGAAUGGGAAAGCUGAGAUGUGAAAUUUCCAUCAGCAUUUAACACACAGUUGUCAAUUCAUUUCAUAUUCCUCAUUAACCAGUCAGAUUGAUUUAUUCACAUUAUAAAUUUAAAGUGGAACUGAAAUAAACUCGCUUCCUGCUCUGAUUGCUCCUCUGUAGUGUCACGUUUUAACUUGGAGAUCUGUGUAUGAAACUAGGCAAUGGUAGAUUAAGGAAAUCCUGAUAAAAAUCCCAUGUCUGCUUUUUGACUCUGCUAGCUGAGUAUGCUCCUUUAUUCAUUGCAUUUGAGCUUUCUUGAUGCUUCUGUAUGACCCAAAAGGCUUCAAUGAUUCCAGCAGAUGUGAGGGAUUUGGGAGUUUUAUAUAAAGCCACUGGAUCUAUGUGGUCUUAAAAGUACUAGUUCAACUCUAGGAAAAAAGUCCUAAUCCCAAUUAGUGAGCAAGCAAAUGUGAACUUCAACCACAAAACAAGAUAAAAACUGAUCAAGCUGAUAGGCUGAAACAUUAGCCCUUACAAUAACAAAUAGCUUUAGCCUCUAGGGUGGAGAAGGGAAUUGGUUUCAAAAUGCAUUCUCCAGGAUCUCAGUGAUAAGGUCUAAGUUUGUCUAUUCCUUGUACUGCAUGCAUUUUAUCUGUAAAACUGGAUGGUGCCUCUUGAAUCAGUGUAUAUUUAUUUUGUGCAUAUUAGGACCAACAGCCUAAUAUCUGGGGGUGGUAAAGGACUUGUAGCACUUUAAUGUAGUAGCUUUCAUAAAUUGGGAAUCAUUGAUAGAAUGCCUAGUGUUUUUAAAGUUGAAUGGACUUCCUUUUAUAAUAUAUUUAAAAUAAAUUUUUAAUGUGUUUUCUGAAAA
Messenger RNA from Harpia harpyja (harpy eagle), 7986 nucleotides. RefSeq names its product polypeptide N-acetylgalactosaminyltransferase 10 (gene GALNT10). Lineage: Eukaryota; Metazoa; Chordata; Aves; Accipitriformes; Accipitridae. Gene Ontology annotation, cellular component: Golgi apparatus. The transcript is spliced from 12 exons. The coding region runs from base 203 to 2065 and encodes 620 amino acids. The record is from RefSeq and is a predicted model, not a curated record.